UGAAUUGUGUCUGCGCCUGCGCGAACUCUCAUGGCUCGGCCGCGCGUGCGGCUGGUGGUCACGGCCGACGACUUUGGCUACUGCCCGCGGCGCGACGAGGGCAUCGUGGAAGCCUUCCUGGCGGGCGCGGUGACCAGCGUGUCCCUCCUGGUGAACGGCGCGGCCGCGGAGAGCGCGGCGGAGCUGGCGCGCAGGCACCGCAUCCCCACCGGCCUGCACGCCAACCUGUCCGAGGGACGUCCCGUGGGUCCCGCCCGCUACGGCCCCUCAUCUCUGCUCAGCCCUGACGGCUUCUUCCGCGGCAAGAUGGGAUUUCGGGAGGCGGUGGCGGCUGGAGACGUGGCCUUGUCCCAGGUCCGCGAGGAGCUGGAGGCCCAGCUGCGCCGCUUCCGGGAGUUAGUGGGCAGGGACCCCACCCACGUGGACGGGCACCAGCACGUGCACGUGCUCCCAGGCGUGUGCCAGGUGUUCGCAGAGGCGCUGCAGGCCGAUGGGGUGCGCUUCACUAGGCUGCCGCUGGAGCGCGGGGUGGGCGGCUGUGCCUGGCUCGAGGCCCCCGCCCGUGCCUUCGCCUGCGCGGUGGAGCGCGACGCCCAGGCCGCGGUGGGGCCCUUCUCCAGCCACGGACUCCGGUGGACCGACGCCUUCGUGGGCCUGAGCACCUGCGGCCGCCACAUGUCUGUUCACCGGGUGUCUGGAGCCCUGGCGCGGGCUAUGGAAGGGAUCCCCGAGGGCCACGACCUGACUGCCGAGCUCAUGGCACACCCGGGCUACCCCAGUGUGCCCCCUGCGGGGGGCUGCGGGGAGGGUCCUGACGCCUUUUCCUGUUCCUGGGAGCGGCUGCACGAGCUGCGUGUCCUCACUGCACCCACACUGCGCGCGCGCUUUGCCCAGGAUGGUGUGCAGCUCUGUGCGCGAGAUGACCUGCACUCCAAGACACCUGGCGAGGUGGUCCCCAGCCAGGCCACUGUACAGGCCUUUCUGGAACCCCCCCUGCCGUGAUUCAGACAGCCAAGCAAGAGUUAGUGUUUCAGAAGGGUCAGCGAUGAGCCCGGAACCUGGCCCUGAGUAAGGAUCACCACCUCGAUGCUCAGGUAGUGACAGUGAUGCAGGUGGGCUGAUGGUGUCUGGGUCCAGGGUUUGGUGCCCUUGGUAUUGUCAUGUAAGCAUCUUGUGUAAGCACAUUGGGGAGUGAUUGCUGUAUUAAUAAAGUAACAUGUUUUUU
Messenger RNA from Erinaceus europaeus (western European hedgehog), 1225 nucleotides. RefSeq names its product YdjC chitooligosaccharide deacetylase homolog (gene YDJC). Gene Ontology annotation, molecular function: deacetylase activity. Lineage: Eukaryota; Metazoa; Chordata; Mammalia; Eulipotyphla; Erinaceidae. The transcript has 5 exons. The record is from RefSeq and is a predicted model, not a curated record. The coding region runs from base 31 to 1002 and encodes 323 amino acids. Gene Ontology annotation, biological process: carbohydrate metabolic process.